ACAGUGAGAAUGUUUCCGCUCAGUAUUAUUUUUUCGGUGCUCUUCUUUACCUCCGUCAGUGGGGACUACUACUCGGCUAUAAGUGAACUCGAGAAACUGCUUGACGUGGAGGCUUUCAUAGUAGAAAAGUUCGAUGAAUAUCUUGAAAGGGCUCAGCAAGAACAGGAUAGUAUCAAAAGAUUUUUGGAUCACAUAGAUGAACUGCAAAAUGAUCGUGGGGAUCUGGAAGAAUACUUUGGCAAUCCCCUCAACUCCUUUAUCACCAUAAGGCGCCUCGUCCACGAUUGGAAGUUCAAUGUCUUUGAUCCUGUCUUUCAAACUAGUAACUUCGAGACCUACAAGAGUUCUCUUAGCGAUUCUCUGCAGAAGAUCAAGUUCAAGGGACCUACACAGGAGGAUCUGCAAGGCGCCACUCGUGGACUUUUACGACUGCAGAAAAUUUACCAACUGCCCACGGAUCAGUUGGCCAAAGGAGUUCUUCCCGGGGAGAAAAAUCAUCUGAAUACCUCUUUGAGCGCCAGUGACUGUUUUGAGUUGGGAAAGAAUCUCUGUCAGAAUAAGGAGUACUCCUAUGGUUCCGAAUGGUUACUGGAGGCCACGAAAAGAUUGCAUGGGGAACCUCUGGAUUUUAUAUCACCCAAUGUGAGCGAUGUCGAGAUUUUGGAGCAGCUAUCACCUGCUUUUAACGGCUUGGGCAACCUUAAGCUGGCACACAAACUCAAUAAUGAAAUACUGGAUUGGGAGCCUGAUCAUGAAGAGGCUCUGAAAAACAAGAUAUUUUUUGAAAGUAUACUGGCAAAAGAGCGAAUCCUAGGUCCUGCAAAGCCAGUGGAUGUAAACCAGACGACAGAAAAAGAACAAAAGGAAAGCUUCCAGCUAUAUAAACGCGUUUGCCAAGGAGAACUCCAUCAAUCUCCUCGAGAGCAGCGGAAUCUCAAGUGCUGGCGAAGCCACCAAGAAGUUCCCUACUACACAAUUUCACCCUUUAAGAUAGAGCAACUAAAUCUGGAUCCCUAUGUGGCCUAUGUUCAUGAAGUUUUGAUGGAUAGUGAAAUGGAAAUGAUCAUGGACCAUGGCAAGGGUCACAUGGAGCGCUCGAAAGUGGGUCAAUCGGUGAACUCCACCACAACCGAGAUCCGCACAAGCCAAAACACCUGGCUUUGGUAUGAGUCUAAUCCCUGGCUUUCAAAGACCAAACAGCGACUGGAGGAUGUUACCGGUUUGAGUACGGAAAGUGCGGAGCCACUGCAGUUGGUCAACUAUGGAAUCGGUGGACAAUAUGAGCCGCACUUUGACUUUAUGGACGACGAUGGUCAUGCUGUCUUUGGUUGGAAGGGUAAUCGCCUCUUGACUGCUCUCUUCUAUAUCAAUGAUGUUGCUCUUGGAGGUGCCACUGCUUUUCCCUUUCUCCGCUUAGCUGUUCCUCCUGUGAAGGGCAGUCUUCUGAUCUGGUACAAUCUGCAUAGAUCCACGCACAAGGACUUUCGAACAAAGCAUGCGGGUUGUCCCGUUCUGAAGGGAUCCAAGUGGAUAUGCAAUGAAUGGUUCCAUGUGGGUGCACAGGAAUUUCGCCGACCCUGUGGACUCAACAGCGAUGAAGGAAAGUUCCUAGAUUUGGAGGAAAAAUGAGGCCUACAAAUAAUAAAAUAAACAUAACAUUCUUAUCAUUUUGA
Messenger RNA from Drosophila suzukii, 1673 nucleotides. Its product is annotated as prolyl 4-hydroxylase subunit alpha-1. Gene Ontology annotation, molecular function: L-ascorbic acid binding; procollagen-proline 4-dioxygenase activity; protein binding. The record is from RefSeq and is a predicted model, not a curated record. Gene Ontology annotation, cellular component: endoplasmic reticulum. Gene Ontology annotation, biological process: peptidyl-proline hydroxylation to 4-hydroxy-L-proline. NCBI's taxonomy places the organism in Eukaryota, Metazoa, Arthropoda, Insecta, Diptera, Drosophilidae.